Molecule: messenger RNA, 2382 nt
Organism: Propithecus coquereli (Coquerel's sifaka)
Lineage: Eukaryota; Metazoa; Chordata; Mammalia; Primates; Indriidae
Gene: UBA2
Product: ubiquitin-like modifier activating enzyme 2
Exons: 14
Coding region: 127-1713 (528 amino acids)
Biological process (GO): protein sumoylation
Cellular component (GO): SUMO activating enzyme complex; cytoplasm
Molecular function (GO): SUMO activating enzyme activity
Source: RefSeq, a predicted model, not a curated record
UUUUUUCAGGACUCUGUAUUAUACUAUGAAGAUCACAUAUAAGGCUAGUUGUCUCGGUGACCUUUUUUUGUUUUGCCUUGUAGCCCCGACUAUAAUGUGGAAUUUUUUCGACAGUUUAUAUUGGUUAUGAAUGCUUUAGAUAACAGAGCUGCCCGAAACCAUGUAAAUAGGAUGUGUCUGGCAGCUGACGUCCCUCUUAUUGAGAGUGGAACUGCUGGUUAUCUCGGACAAGUAACUACUAUCAAAAAGGGUGUGACCGAGUGUUAUGAAUGUCAUCCUAAGCCAACCCAGAGAACUUUUCCCGGCUGUACAAUUCGUAAUACACCUUCAGAACCUAUUCAUUGCAUCGUUUGGGCAAAGUAUUUGUUCAACCAGUUGUUUGGGGAAGAGGAUGCUGAUCAAGAAGUAUCUCCUGACAGAGCUGACCCUGAAGCUGCCUGGGAACCAACAGAAGCUGAAGCCAGAGCCAGAGCAUCUAAUGAAGAUGGUGACAUUAAACGUAUUUCCACUAAGGAAUGGGCUAAAUCAACUGGAUAUGAUCCAAUUAAACUUUUUACCAAGCUUUUUAAAGAUGAUAUCAGGUAUCUAUUGACGAUGGACAAACUGUGGCGGAAAAGGAAACCUCCAGUUCCAUUGGACUGGGCUGAAGUACAAAGUCAAGGAGAAGAAAGCAAUGCAUCAGAUCAACAAAAUGAACCCCAGUUAGGCCUGAAAGACCAGCAGGUUCUAGAUGUAAAGAGCUAUGCAAGUCUUUUUUCAAAGAGCAUUGAGACAUUGAGAGUUCAUUUAGCAGAAAAGGGAGAUGGAGCUGAGCUCAUAUGGGACAAGGAUGAUCCAUCUGCUAUGGAUUUUGUCACCUCUGCGGCAAACCUCAGGAUGCAUAUUUUCAGUAUGAAUAUGAAGAGCAGAUUUGAUAUAAAAUCAAUGGCAGGGAACAUCAUUCCUGCUAUCGCUACUACUAAUGCAGUGAUUGCCGGGUUGAUAGUAUUGGAAGGAUUGAAGAUUUUAUCAGGAAAAAUAGACCAGUGUAGAACAAUUUUUUUAAAUAAACAACCAAACCCAAGAAAGAAGCUCCUUGUGCCUUGUGCACUGGAUCCUCCCAACCCCAAUUGUUACGUAUGUGCCAGCAAGCCAGAGGUGACUGUACGGCUGAAUGUCCACAAGGUGACUGUUCUCACUUUACAGGAUAAGAUAGUGAAAGAAAAAUUUGCUAUGGUAGCACCAGAUGUCCAAAUUGAAGAUGGGAAAGGAACAAUCCUAAUAUCUUCAGAAGAGGGAGAGACAGAAGCUAAUAAUCACAAGAAGUUGUCAGAAUUUGGAAUUAGAAAUGGUAGCCGGCUUCAAGCAGAUGACUUCCUUCAGGACUAUACUUUAUUGAUCAACAUCCUUCAUAGUGAAGACCUAGGAAAGGAUGUUGAAUUUGAAGUCGUUGGUGAUGCCCCAGAAAAAGUGGGGCCCAAACAAGCUGAAGAUGCUGCCAAAAGCAUAACCAAUGGCAGUGAUGAUGGAGCUCAGCCGUCCACCUCCACAGCACAAGAGCAAGAUGAUGUGCUCAUAGUUGAUUCAGACGAAGAAGGUUCUUCAAAUAAUGCUGACAUCAGUGAAGAAGAGAGAAGUCGCAAGAGGAAAUUGGAUGAGAAAGAGAAUGUCAGUGCAAAGAGGUCACGUAUAGAACAGACAGAAGAGCUUGAUGAUGUUAUAGCAUUAGAUUGAACAGAAAUGCCUCUUGACACACCCUCUUAAUACAUUAGCUUAUUUGGGCAGAACCAGAUUAUUUGUUAUGUCCUUUGUUCCAAAGGGAAAAAAUUGACACCAGUGACUUGAAAAUGAUUCUGCUCCCUUUGAAAGCAUUCAUUUUGCUAGAACUAUUAGAAACAUUACGGUAUGCUGUAUUGAAAGUAGGAAUAGAGUUUUAAAACCCUUUGAACAAAGUGUGUGCAUAACCAGUCAUGAGAUGAAACAACACGAUGCAUGUUGCCUUUUUAAUGUAAAUAUCCUUAGGUAUCAUUUAAUAGUUUCAAAAUAUUGUGGUUUAGUAAAGUUGAUACCUGGUUAUAAAUAUUAUGCCUUUAUUUUUGGCUAGAAGAAGAAUUAUUUUUAGCCUAGAUCUAACCAUUUUCAUACUCUUACUGAAACAGAUUCAGAAAAGUAUCAAGUGCUAUGCAUUGAAACUUGUUUUUAAAUGUUAACUGGCACUAUGUAUAUUAAUGUAAAACAAUGUUAAUGUACUCAAGUUUUCAGCUUGUACUGCCUGGUAUGUCUGUGUAAGAAGCCAAUUUUUGUGUAUUGUUACAGUUUCAGGUUAUUUAUAUUUGAUGUUUUGUAAAACUCAAAUAAGACUAUACUUAUGGACCAAAUAAAUGGGCAUCUGCAUACUUGUUA